AUGGCCGACCAGAAUGAGGUGGAUCUCGAUUCUGUCAUCGACCGCCUGUUAGAAGUAAGAGGAAGCAGACCAGGGAAGCAAGUUCAAUUGCUCGAAGCCGAGAUCCGUUACUUGUGCACAAAGGCACGCGAAAUCUUUAUCUCCCAGCCGAUAUUGCUCGAGCUGGAAGCACCGAUCAAGAUUUGCGGCGAUAUCCACGGCCAGUACUACGAUCUACUGCGCCUGUUCGAGUACGGCGGCUUUCCCCCCGAAGCGAACUACCUUUUCCUGGGUGACUACGUCGAUCGAGGCAAACAGUCGCUCGAGACCAUCUGCUUGCUCUUGGCCUACAAGAUCAAGUACCCCGAGAACUUCUUCAUCCUGCGCGGCAAUCAUGAAUGUGCUUCGAUCAAUCGUAUCUACGGCUUUUAUGACGAGUGCAAGCGCCGUUACAAUAUCAAGCUGUGGAAGACAUUUACGGACUGCUUCAACUGCUUGCCCAUUGCCGCAAUCAUCGAUGAAAAGAUCUUCACCAUGCACGGAGGCUUGAGCCCCGACCUCAACUCGAUGGAACAAAUCCGUCGUGUCAUGCGCCCGACCGAUAUUCCCGACUGCGGUCUUCUCUGCGACUUGCUCUGGUCGGAUCCGGACAAGGAUAUAACAGGAUGGAGCGAGAACGAUCGUGGCGUCUCGUUCACCUUCGGACCCGACGUUGUUUCGAGAUUCCUGCAAAAACAUGACAUGGACCUGAUUUGUCGGGCGCAUCAAGUCGUUGAAGACGGCUACGAGUUCUUCUCAAAGCGACAACUGGUCACCCUAUUCAGCGCUCCAAACUACUGUGGCGAGUUUGACAAUGCUGGAGCCAUGAUGAGUGUGGACGAAAGUCUACUGUGCUCCUUCCAGAUUCUCAAACCUGCCGAGAAGAAACAAAAGUACGUGUAUGGCUCAAAGAGCUCGAGCGGGCCCAGCACUCCAUCUCGCAAGUCCAAAAACUAG
This is a messenger RNA of Cladophialophora yegresii CBS 114405, 975 nucleotides long. Its product is annotated as serine/threonine-protein phosphatase PP1. Gene Ontology annotation, cellular component: nucleus; cytoplasm. The transcript is spliced from 4 exons. The record is from RefSeq and is a predicted model, not a curated record. Gene Ontology annotation, molecular function: protein serine/threonine phosphatase activity. NCBI's taxonomy places the organism in Eukaryota, Fungi, Ascomycota, Eurotiomycetes, Chaetothyriales, Herpotrichiellaceae. The coding region runs from base 1 to 975 and encodes 324 amino acids.